Molecule: messenger RNA, 1359 nt
Organism: Dipodomys ordii (Ord's kangaroo rat)
Lineage: Eukaryota; Metazoa; Chordata; Mammalia; Rodentia; Heteromyidae
Gene: Ankrd2
Product: ankyrin repeat domain 2 (stretch responsive muscle)
Exons: 9
Coding region: 304-1302 (332 amino acids)
Biological process (GO): regulation of transcription by RNA polymerase II
Cellular component (GO): nucleus
Molecular function (GO): RNA polymerase II-specific DNA-binding transcription factor binding
Source: RefSeq, a predicted model, not a curated record
AGCUGCCCUGGCUAAGUCCCAGUCAGCCCCAAGCAACCAGGACAGAAACUGGACAGGCUCCUUUUCACAGUUCUGCUCUUGGGGCACUAUGCCCUCUGGCUCUAAUAGGCCUGGGGCUGGGGGAGGGGUAAACUUCCCUGGCCCAGACUCUCCAUACUCCCUGGGCUGCCCGAGGUGAAGGUGACAGGUGGGGGAGGCAGGUGGAGAAUUGGGCCAGUGAGCUCAUGGCGAAGGCGCUUAGUGGGUGGGGUGGAUGUUCUGUCUAUAAAGCCCCUCGCUGCCCUGUGGCCUGCAGAAGCAGUCAUGGACAGCACCAUGGAGGGCUCUGAGGCAGUGCAGAGGGCCACAGCACUCAUUGAGCAGCGGCUGGCACAGGAGGAGGAGAGUCAGAAACUCCAAGGUUCCACCCGCGGGAAGCUGCCCAUGGACUUGCUGGUGCUAGAGGAUGAGAAACACCUGGGGGCGCAGAGUCCUGCUUUACAAAAGGUGAAGGGCCAGGAGCGUGUGCGCAAGACAUCCCUGGACCUUCGGCGUGAGAUCAUUGAUGUGGGUGGGAUCCAGAACCUCAUUGAACUAAGGAAAAAACGCAAGCAGAAGAAACGGGAAGCUCUGGCCGCCUCCCAGGAACCUCCUCCAGAACCUGAGGAGAUAACAGGCCCUGUGGAUGAGGAGACAUUUCUGAAAGCUGCAGUAGAGGGGAAAAUGAAGCUCAUUGAGAAGUUCCUGGCUGAUGGGGGUUCAGCUGACACCUGCGAUGAGUUCCGUAGGACAGCCCUGCACCGAGCCUCCCUGGAGGGCCAUAUGGAGAUCUUGGAGAAGCUUCUGGAGAGUGGGGCUACUGUGGAUUUUCAAGACCGGUUGGACUGCACCGCCAUGCACUGGGCCUGCCGUGGAGGCCAUUUGGAGGUCGUGAAACUCCUGCAAAGCCGAGGGGCAGACACCAAUGUGAGAGAUAAGCUGCUGAGCACUCCCCUGCAUGUGGCCGUCCGUACUGGACAUGUGGAGAUUGUGGAGCACUUUCUAUCCCUGGGCUUGGACAUCAAUGCCAAAGACAGAGAAGGAGACAGUGCCCUGCACGAUGCUGUAAGGCUCAACCGCUACAAAAUCAUCAAGCUGCUGCUUCUGCAUGGGGCUGACAUGAUGACCAAGAACCUGGCAGGAAAGACCCCCACAGACCUGGUGCAGUUGUGGCAGUCUGACACCCGGCAUGCUCUGGAGCAUCCUGAGCCAGAGUCAGAGCAGAAUGGAUUUGAGGGACCUGCGAGUGGACGAGAGACUCCCCAGCCUGUACCAGCUCAGUAAAUGCCUGUCCUAACCCCUUCAUCCUCUGGGUGCAGCCAGAUGGUCCUAGAGUGAUCC